AUGAAAUUCAAAAACCGAACAGCAGUUUCAGAAUUCCUGCUCCUGGAAUUGACAGAGGAUCCACAAUGUCAGCCCCUCAUCUUCAGCUUGUUUCUGGUUAUCUACCUUGUCACCAUCCUGGGGAACCUGCUCAUCAUCCUGGCUGUGACUUCUGAUGCCCACCUCCACACCCCCAUGUACUUCUUCCUCUCCAAGCUGUCCUUUAAUGACAUCUGUUUAAGCACAACAACAAUCCCAAAGAUGCUGGUCAGCAUACAAAUACAAGAUCAGAGCAUCACUUUCAUAGGCUGUCUCUCUCAGAUGAAUGUUGCCUUGAUUUUUGGUGGUUUAGAAAAUUGUCUCCUUGCAGUGAUGGCCUAUGACCGCUAUGUGGCCAUUUGUCACCCACUGAGGUACACGGUCAUCCUGACCCCCUGCCUCUGUGUCCUGUUGGUUCUGUUCUCUUUGUUUAUUAGCACCGUGCAUGCCCUGCUCCACACUUUGAUGGUGCUGCGCCUGUCCUUCUGCACAGACCUAAAAAUCCCUCACUUCUUCUGUGAACUUGUUCAGGUCAUCAAACUUGCUUGCUCUGAUACCUUUGUCAAUAAUCUUUUGAUAUAUUUAGUAGCUAGUCUUUUUGCUGGUGGUCCUGUCUUUGGGAUUAUUUUCUCUUAUACUCAAAUUGUCUCCUCUAUUUUGAGAAUCCCAUCAAUGGGGGGAAGGUAUAAAGCUUUUUCCACCUGUGGGUCUCACAUCUCAGUGGUGUCCUUAUUCUAUGUGACAGCUUUUACAGUGUACAUGAGUUCUGCUGUAUCAGACUCUCCCAUUAAGAAUGUAGUGACUUCAAUGAUGUACAUUGUGAUCCUACAAAUGUUAAACCCUUUUAUCUAUAGUUUGAGAAACAGAGAAAUGAAAGCUGCUUUGAGGAAGCUCAUCACUCUUCUCUAA
This is a messenger RNA of Chinchilla lanigera (long-tailed chinchilla), 927 nucleotides long. Its product is annotated as olfactory receptor 7G2-like. Gene Ontology annotation, biological process: G protein-coupled receptor signaling pathway. Gene Ontology annotation, molecular function: G protein-coupled receptor activity; olfactory receptor activity. Gene Ontology annotation, cellular component: membrane. The transcript has a single exon. The record is from RefSeq and is a predicted model, not a curated record. Lineage: Eukaryota; Metazoa; Chordata; Mammalia; Rodentia; Chinchillidae. Bases 1 to 927 code for a protein of 308 amino acids.